Molecule: messenger RNA, 339 nt
Organism: Cyclospora cayetanensis
Lineage: Eukaryota; Apicomplexa; Conoidasida; Eucoccidiorida; Eimeriidae
Exons: 3
Coding region: 1-339 (112 amino acids)
Source: RefSeq, a predicted model, not a curated record
AUGAGGUUCGGAACAUACAGGGCGACUUAUCGAGUUGCCACGCAGCACUUCGGUGCUACGGCUGCGUAUCGCCGUCUAUAUCACACGCCUGUCCAGCUGGCUGCUGUGCUGCCAUUCGCCCUUACUAAGACAAAUCCUGUCACGAUGCGGACGGAGGCGUCGGGGGCUGUAGGAACUUCUCUGGUGUCAAGCCUUUUCUCUACCUCCUUGAAUAACUCGUCUGUAAUUUCUCCAGCUGGGGAUUUGUCCUCUCUUGGUAAGUCAGCACAAGCGGCCUGCAGCGAAGGUGUGACGUCUAGAGUAAGGGGAGCUCGCUUGAGUGCGUGCAGUUGCUUGUAG